Messenger RNA from Penaeus vannamei (Pacific white shrimp), 927 nucleotides. RefSeq names its product CD209 antigen-like protein E. Gene Ontology annotation, cellular component: plasma membrane. The record is from RefSeq and is a predicted model, not a curated record. Gene Ontology annotation, molecular function: transmembrane signaling receptor activity. Lineage: Eukaryota; Metazoa; Arthropoda; Malacostraca; Decapoda; Penaeidae.
UCCCGGGCGUCAAGACCUCCCCUCCUCUGCGGGAAACACCUUCCAAUGUUUGCUUUCUUGGUUAUGGUGUCGGCGGCUCGUGUCUCGGGGACCAAUCUCAAAGAAAUGCGGUCAGCCGUGGCCGCGACCCAGCUCAUACUGGCUCAACAGGCGCAGUUAUUCAAAGGAGUCUUGAACGCUACAGACUAUGACUGCUAUCAUCAAGAAGUAGCUGACCACCGGACGGCCAUGGCGAAGGAAUGCCCCUAUCCUUACAGUAACUUUAUGGGCGAGUGUUUCUUCAUCAGCAAGGCCAAGCUGAAAUGGCCCGAUGCCCGUAAUCACUGCCUUGACAUGAGUGGCGACCUGGCAGUGCCCACCAAGCUGUAUGCUCUCAAGACGCAUGUGAUUGAGGAAAAAGGGUCAAGGUCAACGUGGGUCGGAGGGCAGGGCGAGGAGGACGGCAGCGGCUGGCACUGGGUGAACGGGCGGCCCAUCGACGACGCGUACUGGGCAGCGGGGUUCCCUGUCACGGAUCCCAAGACUCGACAGUGUGUGGAGCUGAGGAGCACCAGCCACCCCCCUCUGAAGAACAAGCUGUGUUCCGCACUGCUCAGGUUCAUCUGCCAAUACAACUAAAAAUGAUAUAUGUAAAUCAGGCAUUUUAUGUCUAUUUUAGCAAGUUAUCUGUCGCUCCCGUGGAGUUUAUACUUCAGCAUAGAAACAGUAAAACUGUUUGGCUUAUAGGUGAUUGGAGUAUGGUGUAUCAUCUAGAUUUUAUUUACAAGGUAGUUGUGAUUUUUAUUUAUAAAAAAUAAUUUCAUUUUGAAAUGAAAAUGUUGUUCCUUUCGGUGAAUUUGUUUCAAAUAACUAUACAAUGUAAACAGAGUACAAAUAUACUGUAUUGUGUUGACUUUUUAUGAAAUAUUAUUCCGAUUUGUAUUGUUU